Messenger RNA from Leptidea sinapis, 4757 nucleotides. It is a transcript of the gene Etf-QO, whose product is annotated as electron transfer flavoprotein-ubiquinone oxidoreductase, mitochondrial. Gene Ontology annotation, cellular component: mitochondrial inner membrane. Bases 135 to 1958 code for a protein of 607 amino acids. The transcript is spliced from 15 exons. NCBI's taxonomy places the organism in Eukaryota, Metazoa, Arthropoda, Insecta, Lepidoptera, Pieridae. The record is from RefSeq and is a predicted model, not a curated record. Gene Ontology annotation, biological process: electron transport chain. Gene Ontology annotation, molecular function: electron-transferring-flavoprotein dehydrogenase activity; iron-sulfur cluster binding.
AAAUAUACAUAAUGUACUCUGAGUUCUAAAUUAUAUCCGAGUUUGGAAUUGGUGUUUUGUUAGAGUUGGACGAUGUUCUGACUUAAUUUAUAUUAUAUUUUGAGGUGGUUUUUAAUUUUUUACAUUUAAGGGCAAUGGCGACAGCAAUAGUUAGUUCGGCUCGUAAAGUGGGGAGGCUAACAAAUGCUGUUCUAUGUAGAUACUACUCCGAAGUAUAUCCAAAGAUAACUACUCACUAUACUGUGCACCCCCGAGAGAAAGAUCCAAGAUGGAAAGAUAUAAAUAUGGAGCGCAUGGUGGAAGAGACAGACAUCCUUAUAAUUGGUGGUGGACCGGCUGGUAUGGCUGCGGCGAUACGAGCGAGGCAAAUAGCAGAGGAAAAGGGAGCUGAAGUCCGAGUAACAUUACUAGAAAAGGCAGCUGAAACUGGUGGACAUAUAUUGUCAGGAGCUUGCGUGGAUCCGAUAGCUUUAAAUGAGCUGAUACCCAACUGGCAGGAAAAGGGUGCACCCGUAAACACUCCUGUCACUUCUGACAAGUUUGGAUUAUUGACCAAGAGUGGAAGGAUACCAAUACCAGUUUUUCCAGGUCUUCCGAACUACAACCAUGGUAACUACGUCGUAAGACUAGGUCACCUGGUGAAGUGGCUUGGUGAGCAGGCAGAGGAAGCUGGUGCCGAGGUUUGGCCCGGAUGCGCGGGCGCAGAGUUACUGUUUAGAGAGGACGGGUCGCUGCGUGGUGUUGCCACGGGGGAUGUGGGAAUUGCUAAAGAUGGCAGCCCCAAAGAUAUGUUCGAGAGGGGAAUGGAGUUCAAUGCUAAAAUUACUAUAUUUGCUGAAGGUUGUCAUGGACACUUAACAAAAAUGGUAUCAAAGAAGUUUAAUCUAAAAGAAAAUAGUGAACCACAGUCUUAUGCCAUCGGAUUGAAAGAGCUAUGGGAGGUCACACCAGAGAACCACAAGCCAGGGUUAGUUGAGCACACGAUUGGAUGGCCACUAGAUAAGAACACAUAUGGAGGCUCGUUCAUCUACCACCUGAAUGUUGCUGAAGGUGAAGCCCCCCUGGUGGCUGCCGGGUUUGUGGUGGGUCUUGACUACAAGAACCCGUACCUCAGCCCCUUCAAAGAGUUCCAGAGGUUUAAGCUGCAUCCGUAUAUAAGACCAUUAUUUGAAGGUGGUACCCGUAUAGCUUACGGUGCUCGGGCGCUAGUGGAGGGGGGAUGGCAGUGUCUACCAGUACCAGUAUUCCCGGGGGGGUGUCUGGCCGGAGACACAGCUGGCUUCCUCAACGUGCCCAGGAUCAAGGGCACUCACAACGCUAUGAAGAGCGGUAUACUGGCUGCAGAGAGUGCAAUGGAUCUUAUAUUGUCUGGUGAAGCGUCGCAUGACAAGGGUGUCGUACCGACCGUGUAUGAAGACAGGCUGAAGGAAUCUUAUGUGUAUAAGGAAUUGAAGCAAGUGAGAAACUGUCGUCCAUCGUUCCAUACAUCGUUGGGUCUGUAUGGUGGAGUAGCGUACUCGGCUUUCUCAACUCUGGUGCGAGGCAAAGAACCUUGGACAUUCAGCCAUGGAGGAGCCGAUCACAGUAAACUGAAACCCGCAAAGGAAGCCACACCCAUAGAGUAUCCGAAACCAGAUGGCGUCAUCACAUUCGAUCUGCUGUCAUCAGUAGCUCUAACAGGUACAAAUCAUGAGGCAGACCAACCUCCUCAUCUGACACUCCAGGACGAUUCAGUACCGGUCAAGAACAACCUGAAGGUGUUCGAGGGUCCCGAAGCUAGGUUCUGUCCCGCUGGCGUAUACGAGUUCGUACCACUGGAGACAGGUGAAGGACAGAGGUUACAAAUCAAUGCACAGAACUGCAUACAUUGCAAGACUUGUGAUAUCAAGGAUCCGUCACAGAAUAUCAACUGGGUGGUACCGGAAGGUGGUGGCGGCCCAGCAUACAACGGAAUGUAAUAUAAAAUAAUUUGUAUGUUUCCAAAACAAAUGCUAACAACGCCUGCCAAUUUUAUAAAGAAAGAAAAAAACAUUGUGCAUAAGUAUGUUGUAAAUAAUUAAAUUCUUUUAUUUUUUUAUCUGUGACAGUAAACUACCUAUAUAUUAUAUUAAUUAUGGUUGUUUUUGACAAGUUUCAAUAGAAACGUUUUCUUAUUCUCAUAUUACUAUUAAAAAAAAAUAAUAGUAAGCUUAGAGAUCAAAGACUUGUUCCUUCAAAUGUAGUUGUAUUAUUUAGGAAACUAUAACUAGGAAACUAUAAACGUAGUGUUAAAACGACUUUUGUAAAAUUAUAAUUACUUGUACAAUACCGAAGUAGGUAUAUAGGUAAUUUACAUAGAAUUAUCGAUAUCGAUAUUGUCAUAAUAGGCUCUAGAUUUCGCGGUGCGGACAUUCACUAUUUACGAAUGACCUGUAGUCUAAACAGUACACGGUACAAUGUACAACUUACUUCAGAGUUCAGUAUGGCCAACCUAGCCAAACUCUAAGAAAAACCGAUUUAUCGAUUGUAUGAAACGUGCAGUCAUUGAUAGAUUGACAGAUGACGGAUAUAAUCUUGUAAAAAAACGGAGAUAGCCGAAAUCUACUACGUUUUAAGCAACUGUUGGUUUUCAAACAUGGUCGGAUUAUACUUCGUGGCCAAUCGCCGUUCUGUAAUUACUACUAUUUCAAACUUAUGUCAAAUGAUUGCACGUUUCAUACUAAACUAAAUUUAAAUUUUUACCUAGGCAGUCCCUUAUUACGUAGUAUUUACAUCCUAUUUGAUUGUGGCUUCGACAUUCAUGUAGUGUGGGCCUGUACAGAGCUGCUGUAAUAAUACGAGAAUUUAAAUCAAAGUCUGGACAUGGGAAAUAAAUAAUAAUUUGGUAUUUAAAUAAAACACUUUUUAAAACGCAUGUAACUUUGUUUUUACAUUAGAUUUUGCGUACAAGUUAUAUUUUUAUUGAAUUAGGCGUUAGUUUGCGAAAUUCCAUAAUCAUACAAAUGAUUUAAGUUUUCUUUAGUGUUAAUUCCGCCAAUAUUUGUUUUUAAAACAAUUCGACACGUGUUUCGCCUCUACACGAGGCAUCCUCAGGACGUGUUGUCUCGCCAAAAUCUGGCACGAGACUAAGUUCAGUCUCGUGCCAGAUUUAGUGCUCGUGACAUUAUUUUGGUUAAACCCGAUGUUUCUAGACCAUUCCGGAUCAAGUUUUCAGUGGGACUGAAAAUGUAAUGUGAGAACAGAUACAAUUACACGCGUUAUUCAUUAAAAAAUGUUUUAUUUAAAUGUGUAAUACUCGCGUUAAUAAAAAAAUACAAUAAGGCUGGAAUCAAAUAAGUAACAUUAUUUGUUGUUCUAGUAUAUAAAAUAUAGAGAAUAAUAUUAUAAUAACAAUUUAUAAUAUGCCAUACAAUCUUAAGACACUGUGGUGUUUUAUUUUCAGCUAUACCUAGAUUUACCUAUGUUAACGGACUAGUAAAAAAAUAAGGACUCCGUGUUAACUUACAUAACAAUGAGGAACCAAAACAAGCCGGUAAACGUGUAAAUAAAUAGCCCCACGCAUACACUUACACGAAUACAAGCCGAUAGGCGGCCAUUAUGAGAAUUGUCAUCGUCGCUGACAGAUCAGUUUGCGUCUCAAUAAAAUUUUUUAAUAAUGCCGUUGUGCGUUGUAAAAAGUGUAAAAACGAUACCUUACAAGUAUUUGUGGCCAUAUAUGAUUGUUUAAGGGAGAAAAUAUUGUGUAACUAGUAUCCCCGUAACCGCACACACACUAGCAUAACGGUGCUUCACUUGCUAAUAUCACGGCGCGGAGUCCUUCUUUUUUUACUCGUCCGUUCCUAUGUUAUAAAGUUGGAAUUAGGUAAAUUAUUAUUGUAAGUAGAGCUAAAAUAAUAUGUAUCUAAGCGUAAUUAAUGUGUAUAGUGAAAUACUUGUGCGUAAUAAUUGUUAACGAACGGGAAUAAAUAUUUAUUUAUAGUAAACUGUAUACAUUUUAUCAUUCUUUAUAAGGCUCGUUAGGGAAAAAUGGUGUCAUUGAAUUUUUGGCGAUGUGUGCGCACAAUGAUGUGAUUUUCCCGUGACGUUAGCUAAUAAAACUCCUUCUAGUAUAGUGUGAAGUGGUUUUAUAUUAAAGAUAUUUGGCGCCUAUUUCUGCCGACCGAAAGACAGUAAUGUUUACACAUUACUGUGUUUCGGUCUGAAGGGUGCCGUAGCUAGUGAAAUUACUGGGAAAAUGAGACUUAACAUCUUAUGUCUCAAGGUGACGAGCGCAAUUGUAGUGCCGCUCAGAAUUUUUGGGUUUUUCAAGAAUCCUGAGCGGCACUGCAUUGUCCUGGGUGGGGUGUAUCAAUUACCAUCAGCUAAGCGUCCUGAUCGUCUCGUCCCUACUUUUCAUAAAAAAAAAGGUAUUUAUUUACAAAAUUUUACUGCAAGGGCAGCUGCAAACUAUUUUGAAUACUACAGCUGCGAUUCAUGUGUUCAUUGAUGGUAUUAGAUUGACCGGUUGUUCUGUAAUCUUAAAAUAAAGGCGUAUAUAUAAAACUAAGGCGUGUAUAAGUACACAUACUUUUUUAAAUAAAUCAAUAAUACAUCGAUUUUAUAUUAUACACUUUUCUAUUUUCAUAUAUGUAUUUAAAUUAUCCUGGAGUUAAAAUAUUUUUUGAUGUGUAUAUCAGAAAUUUUAUACAUAAAACUUAAUUGAAUGAUUAGAUGCUAUGAAAUUAGAUUAAGUGUUGUAUAUUUUUUAAAUAAAAUUACAAAUUAAAUUUAUCCCUGGA